Molecule: messenger RNA, 1299 nt
Organism: Metarhizium acridum CQMa 102
Lineage: Eukaryota; Fungi; Ascomycota; Sordariomycetes; Hypocreales; Clavicipitaceae
Source: RefSeq, a predicted model, not a curated record
AUGAGUUUCAAGGGCUUUUCCAAGAGCCUUACUCGGGCGCCUCAACAAUUCAAACACAAGUUCAACAUUGGCGAGCACACCAAAGAUGCCGUCUACAUCGACGCCGAACGCCGUUUCCAAGAGCUCGAGACUGAGACCAAGAAGCUCCACGAUGAGUCAAAAAAAUACUUCGAAGCCAUCAACGGCAUGCUGAACCACCAGAUAGAAUUCAGCAAAGCCAUGACGGAAAUCUACAAGCCCAUUUCUGGCCGCAUGUCAGACCCCGACAGCAUCAAACCCGAGGGAAAUCCAGAAGGAAUCCGCGCUUGCGAAGAGUACGAGGCCAUUGUCAAAGAGUUGCAAGAGACACUUGCCCCGGAACUGGAAAUGAUUGAGACUAGGGUCAUCCGGCCAGCUACCGAGCUGCUAGACGUCAUCAAAGUCAUUCGAAAGACGGCGGUGAAGCGAGAACACAAGAAACUGGACUACGACCGGCAUCGCGCCACCCUCAAGAAGUUGCAGGACAAGAAGGAACGCAGCCCAAAGGAUGAGAAGGCCUUGUGGAAAGCAGAGGGCGAUUUCGAGCAAGCGACACAAGACUACGAAUACUUCAAUGACCUCUUAAAGGAUGAGUUGCCGAAGCUCUUCACUCUGGAACGAGAGUUCAUCCAGCCACUGUUCCAAUCCUUCUACUACAUGCAGCUCAACAUAUUUUACACACUUCAUGAACGAAUGCAGCGCUGUGAUAUUGGCUACUUUGACCUGACUCGCGAAAUCGAGGAGGCGUUUGAGGAAAAGCGUGGAGAUAUCCAAGAACGAGCCGAGGCCUUGUCAAUCUGCCGAUUCAAAACCACUGGACGUCCCCGGCCCAUUAGAUACGGAGCUCGCCCAGCCCUCGAAGGCGGCAAGCAACCAGGCCUGUUGACAGCUGGGCCUUCCACCUCAAGCGGUGGUACCAGCCCCAAGAGUGGUGCCCCCGGCCGACCUGCCAGCGAUUCCGAAGCCGCACCCCCGCCAUAUUCCCCCGGAAACAAGACUGCCUUGUCAACGGUCGCGGCGGCCAAGGCAAAGCCUCCACCACCUAAACCAAAGCCAAAGCGCUUAACAGCUGCACCUGCAGCAGAGACCGUGACAGCCAUGUACGAUUAUGCUGCUCAAGCGGAGGGGGAUUUGAGCUUCCGAGCCGGUGAUGUUAUUGAGAUUGUGUCCAGGACACAGAAUGAGAAUGAGUGGUGGACGGGACGUCUGAAUGGAAAGGAGGGACAGUUCCCUGGUAAGCAAAGCUGUGACGUAUUUCUUCUUCUUUUGCGCAUCUUCUAA